Manihot esculenta (cassava) is the source of this 3302-nucleotide messenger RNA. RefSeq names its product phosphatidylinositol 4-phosphate 5-kinase 1. Lineage: Eukaryota; Viridiplantae; Streptophyta; Magnoliopsida; Malpighiales; Euphorbiaceae. Gene Ontology annotation, biological process: phosphatidylinositol metabolic process. Gene Ontology annotation, molecular function: ATP binding; 1-phosphatidylinositol-4-phosphate 5-kinase activity. The record is from RefSeq and is a predicted model, not a curated record. Bases 422 to 2773 code for a protein of 783 amino acids. The transcript has 8 exons.
UUACAUAUAUAUCUCCCUCUCCUUUAAAAUUUUUUCAGUUUAUUAAUAAUUACUAAUAUUUAUUUUUACGCUCUUCUCUCUCUCCGUCUCUCUCCAGUAUGCUGCUUGUGUUGUUUGUGUUUGUAGGAUUCCCACCUAUUUCCCCAAACGCAAAGCACUAAAGAGGAAAGCAAGAAAGUGAAGUUUGAAGAGAGAGAGAAAGGAUAUAGAAACAAAGAAAAUUCUAGAGGGAGAAACACCCAAAUCCACCGGAAAUUCCAUUUCCUUUCUCUCCGGCGUUUUCUGGUUGUAACGCCCAAAACUUAGGAGCUCAGCAAAUGCAGUAGUGAGGAGAUAGGAACUGAACGGAGAGACAAGAGAGGGGAGAUAUUUAUUGGAAGAGAGAAACAGAGAGAAGGGGGGGUAUUUUUUAUGAGCCAAAAUGCGUGAGGGAGUAGUUGUUGAUGAGCCGAGUGACGUCGUUUCAAGUGCUAAGAAGAAGAAAUCAGGAGAGGAAGAUAAGGUUCUUGUUCUAGUGGCAGACAAGGCUAGCUCAAAGCAGCUACCACUGGUUGUUUCAGUCCCGCCGCAACCCAUAGUCGUUAAUCGUGCUCGAUCUCAGUCCGCCACCCGCAGAGUCACGCCCACCACCACCGGUGCCGGUGGAGUUGACACCAGCAACGAUGGAGGUUCCAUUGCUGUGGAGAAGCUUCUCCCCAACGGCGAUCUCUACAUCGGGUCAUUCUCGGGGAACGCGCCGCACGGAUCGGGGAAGUACCUCUGGACUGACGGGUGCAUGUACGAGGGGGAGUGGCGCCGCGGCAAAGCAUCGGGGAAGGGAAAGUUCUCGUGGCCUUCUGGUGCUACCUUUGAGGGCGAAUUCAAGUCGGGUCGGAUGGAAGGGUUCGGCACAUUCAUCGGAUCCGACGGUGAUACCUACCGUGGCUCCUGGAGCGCCGAUCGGAAACACGGGUACGGCCAGAAACGGUACGCGAAUGGGGAUUUUUACGAAGGAUCGUGGAAGAAGAAUCUGCAGGACGGGAAAGGAAGAUACGUGUGGAAAAAUGGGAAUGUGUAUGAUGGUGAAUGGAAAAACGGUGUCAUUUCAGGAAGAGGGGUUUUGAUAUGGGCAAAUGGGAAUCGCUACGAUGGGCAAUGGGAAAAUGGAGUACCAAAGGGAAAUGGGAUUUUUACUUGGCCAGAUGAGAGUUGCUGUGUCGGUACCUGGAAUAUUAAUAAGGACAUAAUGACUCAGGAACUGAAUGGGACAUUCUAUACUGGGAAUGGUAAGGAACAUUGCUUGAAAGGGAGCGAGAACGAUUUGGCCUUGCCGGCGACGGCGACGAGGAAAAGAUCGUCGGUGGAUGGGGCCAGAGGGAGUAAUAUAAAUUUUCCGAGGAUAUGUAUAUGGGAGAGUGACGGUGAGGCUGGGGAUAUUACUUGUGAUAUUAUUGAUACUGUUGAGGCUUCUAUGAUUUAUAGAGAGGGGUUGGAUCGAGAUGGACUUAGGCAGUUUAGAAGAGGACCUUGUUGUUUUAAUGGAGAGGUGAAGAAGCCCGGAGAGACAAUUUCUAAAGGGCAUAAAAACUACGAGUUAAUGCUUAAUCUGCAAUUGGGUAUCCGGUACUCUGUUGGAAAGCAUGCUCAAAUACGGAGGGACCUGAAGCCAAGUGAUUUUGAUCCGAAGGAGAAGUUCUGGACGAGGUUUCCGCCUGAAGGAUCAAAGAUUACGCCUCCUCAUCAAUCUGUAGAGUUUCGGUGGAAGGAUUACUGUCCGAUGGUCUUUAGACAUUUGAGGGAACAUUUCCAAGUCGAUACUGCUGAUUAUAUGCUAGCUAUCUGUGGAAAUGAUGCCCUUAGGGAGCUUUCUUCUCCGGGCAAGAGUGGAAGCUUCUUUUACCUUACUCAGGAUGACAGAUUUAUGAUCAAGACAGUAAAGAAAUCAGAAGUCAAGGUGUUAAUUAGGAUGCUUCCCAGUUAUUACCAACAUGUUUGUCGGUAUGAAAAUUCACUGGUGACAAAGUUCUUUGGUGUGCAUUGUGUUAAACCAAUUGGGGGCCAGAAGACCCGUUUCAUUGUGAUGGGCAAUUUGUUCUGCUCUGAGUAUAGAAUACAUAGGAGAUUUGACCUAAAAGGAUCUUCCCAUGGCCGUACAACAGAUAAGCCUGAGGGUGAGAUAGAUGAAACCACAACUCUCAAGGACCUUGAUCUCAAUUUUGUGUUUCGUCUUCAACGAAAUUGGUACCAGGAGCUUAUCAAACAAAUUAAUAGAGAUUGUGAAUUUUUGGAAGCUGAGAGAAUUAUGGAUUAUAGUCUUCUAGUUGGCCUUCACUUCCGUGAUGAUAAUACAUAUGACAAAAUGGGGUUGUCGCCAUUUGUUUUGCGCACUGGAAUUGACGAUUCCUAUCAAAAUGAAAAGUUCAUGCGUAGCUGCCGCUUCCUUGAGGCAGAGCUCCAAGACAUGGAUCGGAUUUUAGCUGGCCGGAAGCCUCUGAUAAGGUUAGGAGCGAACAUGCCAGCAAGAGCAGAACGGAUGGCUCGGAGGAGUGACUUUGAUCAGUACACCCCUGGUGGGAUUAGCCAUUUGACCCCUUCUAGAAGUGGUGAGAUAUAUGAAGUGGUCCUUUAUUUUGGGAUCAUUGAUAUCUUGCAAGACUAUGAUAUUAGCAAGAAGUUAGAGCAUGCCUACAAAUCCUUACAAGUCGAUCCUACCUCAAUCUCGGCAGUGGAUCCAAAACUAUACUCGAAGAGAUUCAGGGACUUCAUUGGGAGAAUAUUUAUAGAAGACAGGUAGCAAUGGGGAUGAAACUUAUAGUUGAAAAUUGCCCUGUUACUAGAAAGUGAUUUUUGCUUGAAAGUUAGGGAAAUACAUGUUCCUGGCAAUAGAUUGAGCAAACAAUUUCUCAGAGAGAUGAAGCCACUGCAAAUGUGGUAGGAGAGCUCGGCAGCGGGUUUGCGGCAGUGUUCCUGGCUGAAUUUUGAAGAUCAGCCAUGGUGAUGGAGGGGAAGGUGGUUGUACAUUUGGGGGGUGGGGGAGGAGGGAAACUCUGAUUUCCUUCUCUCUCUCUCUUUUUUUUAAAUAAUAUUUUUGGAAAUAUUUUUUUGUGGUAAACAAGGGGUGGGUGGGUGAAUUGUGAAGAUUUGAAAGAUAGGUAUAGGGAACAGGGGAAAUGCUUCCCAGAGAGAAGAUUCAAAAUGGGAGGGGACUUGGAAUAAGAAAGUGUACAGCUUAAUAGAAAAAGAGAUGGAUAGCUUAUGGAAUUUCGUGAAUAUUUUUUGUGACUUUCGAAAAAAAAGAAAAGUAAAAAAAAAUGUUUGAAUCA